Molecule: messenger RNA, 2184 nt
Organism: Zasmidium cellare ATCC 36951
Lineage: Eukaryota; Fungi; Ascomycota; Dothideomycetes; Mycosphaerellales; Mycosphaerellaceae
Exons: 1
Coding region: 1-2184 (727 amino acids)
Source: RefSeq, a predicted model, not a curated record
AUGGCCGCCCUACCACCUCUGCAGGAUUCUUCGAAACAAAUCAGACUCCUCAAACCUCGUCCAACGGCUCCUGGUGAGAUACUCUCCUUCGACAUAUCGGUGUGGGGUCUGGAGAAGGCGCCGCCGUAUAAUGCCAUCUCAUAUACUUGGGGAGAUCCGAACGGGCCGUCAGAGAUACCAAAGCUGUUUCGGGAAGAGGCUGAGCAGGUUGAGCUUGUUGAGCGGCUGGAGAAGUACCUGCAACCGGAGGCUAUCACGCAGGAGUAUCAUGAUAGCUUUCGUGCUUGGUUAGAAGAGGUCGGAUCGAGACGAAGUCUCGCGCACUGGAGACUGUAUGCUGAGUUCGGUUGUGUACUAUGGUGGAGCCAGAUACGCAGUGGAGAAAAUACCGAUCACAUUAUGACGCCUCACGCCCGUACUGCGCUCGAGAAAUUCGACUUCUCUUUGGUACCUCGACAACUUGCGACCCAAAAGUUCGAGCUAAAACGCCUCCGGGCCUCCAUACAAGAGGUGCAGCAGUCGGAGCGCAGAGCUGUUCGCAUCAGUGGCAAUCUACACCUACACCCAGUGCAGAAGAGCUGCUACUGUGUUCUACAACAAGCUACUCGCCAUUUUCCGAAUUCUCGCAUCUGGGUCGAUUCCAUAUGCAUCGAACAGAACAAACCUCUGGAGAAGAGUAGCCAGGUCGCGAUCAUGUUCAAGAUAUACCAAAACGCUUCGCGGGUGCUUGCUGGCUUAGGAGCCGCCGCAGAUAAUAGCGGCGAGCUUUUUGCGUUAAUGCAGACAAUGCACGCCAUCAUGGACAGAACGGAUAUCACGGUAGAACGCGGAUAUCUGCAACGCUCUCAAUCACCGAUCUGGCACGAGAUCUUUUCGAGCUUAAGCGACAUUGACAUCGCAAGUCUUGCUGCAAGCUCAAGGUCAUUGAGCGACAGGACGUACUGGAGUCGGCUGUGGGUUGUUCAGGAACUUUUCGCAGGUGCUCUUGGUGGACGCCACGUCUACUUCAUGUGCGGCUCGGAUAUAGUGACAGGCCACAUCCUUGUCUGGUUCUACGAGCUUAUAUGGGGCACCUCGCACGAAGGUGUUCAGGGUCGAGGCGUUUUGUCUAGGAUCAAGCACAGGCGCUCUAUCGAUCGAUGGGUCCCAACGGGGUAUUGGGUCUGCCAUCAGGCACUUGUGCCGAACUCGUCUAUGAUGGACACCCUUGCGAGCAACCAUUCCAUCUCGACCAGGCUGUGCGACUUGUUCUACAGGAAUUCGCACUUGCUUUGCGCGGACCCUCGAGAUUUCAUUUACGGACUGAUAGGCCUAGUGGACUGGGUCUCAUUGGACAUGCAGCCUCUACAGCCGGACUAUUCGAAAACACCAUUUGAAUUGGCUUUGCAGGUGCGCGCCAUAGUCACGGACGGAGAUGAUGUUGAAAUAAACGGAGGUUUUUGUGAACUAAUCCUAUCUCGUUUUGGCAUCGACGAAACGACACCAGACUUGCAAGCUUUGCUGCAGCGGCAGCACGACAUAGGCUCAGGAGUUUUAGAGUCCCUUCCAUGCCCUUUGAGGGACCAGAGGUACGCCUUUCCGUUGUACAACCAGUCUCUGAACAACGCAGUGGUGGAAUGUGUCGAACUUAGCGAAGUGCGUGGAGACGAGCUGGCGGUUCCGCCUCUUACGACGUGGCAGGGCAGUAUCAAGGAGAUGGGCAGGAGCACUCUUUCAAGUCGUCUACAGUCUUCUUCAGGAUACAAGUAUGUGAAAGAUGGCCCGCACAUGAUCGCAGCGCUGUGUCCAGAAGCAAUUGCCGGUGACGUCCUGAUACAAGCAUGGUUUCCCGAAAGAAUUGCCUUGGUACUGAGACGAUCGAUUGAUGUUCCGGAUAAGUUCGACAUCGUAGGACAGGCGAUGCUUGAAUUCGAUCUCGGGAGUCGAAGUCUGAGCUCUGUCGCAGGCCCUGGCUGCCGUUGCCCGGAGGACCGUUGCAUCCGUUUCGCGGCAGAAGUUGACAUGGCUUUGAGUGUCGGUGAUGCUCUGGCAUUGGAGGCCCAGGACUUUGACAGGAAUGGCUUCACGGGCCUGGGAUCGCGAAACCGACGGAAACGACUGAGCGUUUUUCCAGUAGCCAACAGAAUUGGAUCUGUGACCCUCAGAUAUCAACGCUGCUUGGGACGAACUAAGUUCAACUCUUGA